AUGGCACCCCCACAACAGAUUAAACAAUGGUUGACGGGACAGGACGGGUUGGAUAAGCUAAGAAUGGGCGAAGCCGAGCGCCCUCAGCCAGGAGAGAACGAGGUGCUUGUCGAGAUUCUCGCUGUGAGCUUGAACUAUCGCGACACUGAAGGUACGCGCUUUCACAACGUUCUGCGAAAAUCCUACCAUGUGACAGAACCAAUAUCGUAUCAAGUCGUGAUGGGUCUCUACAAUCAUCACAAGUCCGUCGAACAUCCGCCCGCGCUCGUUCCGUGUAGCGACAUGUGUGGAGUCGUGAUAGCAGUUGGGCCGCAGUCUCCCAACGCCUCCGAUCCCUUCACCAACCCGGCUUUCCAACUCGAAGUUGGUGACCGAGUAAUCAGCACGUUUGCGCCCACCCAUUUGUCCGGUCAGGUACAAGCAAAGGACGUUGGCAAUGGAUUGGGAGGCCCUCAACCGGGUGUUUUGACGGAAUACCGUGUAUUUCCCACAUACGGUGUUGUCAAAGUGCCAGAAUAUCUAAGCGCCGAAGAAGCCAGCUGCCUCCCGAUCGCUGCCAUGACCGCAUGGAUGAGUCUAAACGGAUUGCGACCCAAAGGCGAGAUAGUUGGCGCUGGCGAGACCGUCCUGGUUCAGGGUACGGGAGGCGUGAGCAUUGCUGGAUUGCAAAUCGCAUCCGCAGCCGGUGCUUCGGUGAUAGCAACAUCUUCCAGCAAUGAGAAGCUCGAACGCGCCAAGACCAUUGGUGCUUCAACUCUCAUCAAUUACAAAUCUUCGCCCGAGUGGGAAGCUGAAGUCCUCAAGGCAACUUCGGACGCAGGUGCCGACAUCAUUUUCGAAGUUGGCGGUGCCAAAACUUUGCGUCAAUCCUUCGACUGCAUUAAGUUUGGCGGAACCAUUGCUUGCAUUGGAUACCUCUCUGGCAAAGUAGAUGAGGGCACAGAUAGGACCAACACCAAUUUGCUGUGUCUGCGACGAAAUGUCACGCUGAAGGGAAUCUUGAAUGGACCUAGAGAUCGUCUGGAGGAGAUGCUCAAAUUUUACGAGCAGAAACAAAUUCGACCAGUGGUGGAUAAGGUUUUCAGUUUCGAGCAAGGCAAGGAUGCAUUGAAUUACCUGUUCAGCGGCGGACACUUCGGAAAGGUGGUCGUCCGUGUGAAAGCAUAAAUUCUGGGGUUGGUGACAUACGACUUGAUUUCCAACACGUAAUGCAAACAUUGAUCAACGACUUCCCCGGAAUAUGCAGUAAGCUGCGACUCCACGCCAUUCCUUAUUUUUGACUCGCGUGUCUCUCCAUGUUGGAGUGAUAUGCGGGGAGAGAUUGUUUGUGCUUUCUGGGGAUCGAUCGCAGACGCAAGAAGCAUUGACAUGUAUUACCCAAUUUCAAGCCCAAGUGACCAAUGGCGGGCAACUUCUGUGUCAAGUUUUGCUCCCAUGUUGUAUACUGACGUGCGGGGUGCAGAUUAUGUUGUGGGGAUUUUUCAGUCAGUAACGUACUUAGUGCUUCGUGUGCCGCGCAUACAACAACGACGGAUCUCGGCAUCUAGCAAUAAC
Messenger RNA from Periconia digitata, 1554 nucleotides. Lineage: Eukaryota; Fungi; Ascomycota; Dothideomycetes; Pleosporales; Periconiaceae. The record is from the annotation of a GenBank genome assembly.